This is a messenger RNA of Drosophila innubila, 2253 nucleotides long. RefSeq names its product lactosylceramide 4-alpha-galactosyltransferase-like. Bases 158 to 1336 code for a protein of 392 amino acids. NCBI's taxonomy places the organism in Eukaryota, Metazoa, Arthropoda, Insecta, Diptera, Drosophilidae. The transcript is spliced from 3 exons. Gene Ontology annotation, molecular function: alpha-1,4-N-acetylgalactosaminyltransferase activity. The record is from RefSeq and is a predicted model, not a curated record. Gene Ontology annotation, biological process: glycosphingolipid biosynthetic process.
AUAACAUUACAGAAAAAUGUAAUAUUCUGUUGCUGUCUGUGUGUAUGCGUGUGUUGUGUGAUUAUUUGAUUUUAUAGAACUUGUUAUUCAUACACAGUUGUCUCAAUAUGGUAAACUGAUAAUGAAAAUGCAACAAUAGUCAUAGUGCUGCAUCGUCAUGUUAAUGCGACUGCCGUUAAUGUUAGCGCGUUUUCUGCACAAUGGACGAUUGCGGCUGCUUUUUCUGGGGCUUGUUGUGCUGCUUGUGGGAAGCAUUCUCCUAACUUAUAAAUGGCGGGAAGAUGUGCAGUUCUGUUUUAUGGGUAGAGAGCAACCUGAGCCACAAGUGAUUGGUCCAUUGACGGAUACAAAUGUUAAUAUACCAAGAAUACUUGACGAUGUGCUGCUCACGGAACCGAAGCCCGUACCUGGACGCAGUAUAUUCUUUCAUGAGACCAGUUGCCACAGGCCAAAGCGCAAACGGCAACGACCUGGACAGAGCUUUGACACACAGUACAAUAUGUUGCAACUGACGGCACGUCAGUCGUGUGCCAUUGAGUCAGCCGCAUUGCAUAAUCCGAAUUUUCAUGUGUUUGUUCUGUUUGCCGGUCCCACCUAUCGUCACUCCGACAACAACAGUCAACACCAGCAGCCGCUUAUAGAUGCCCUAUUAAGCUACAAGAAUGUGCAGCUCCGUCAGCUUAAUCUUUGGCGCUAUGCAAAAGGCACACCCAUCGAGGAUUGGUUGAAUGAUGGUAAACUGUUCCGUUCCAGCUAUCUUUUCUCACACAUAUCGGACUUUUUGCGGUUCUUAACUUUAUAUCGUUAUGGUGGCCUCUAUCUGGACAUGGAUGUGGUUAUGCUGCGCAGCAUAGAAGAUGUACCGCCCAAUUUUACGGGCGCCGAGUCCAAUACUCACCUGGCCGCAGGUGUUAUGAGCUUUGCCGCCACAGGGUUUGGUCAUGAGAUGGCCGAUUUAUGCCUACGCGAUUUUAUUAACAAUUUCGAUGGCAGCGAUUGGGGCAAUAAUGGUCCUGGUGUGAUAACACGUGUGGCACAAGCGAUUUGUGGCACCAAGGACAUCACACUUAUGCUGGAGGAUCGCAAACGAUGCCUGGGCUUCAAGAUUUUCGAUCGCAAUGCAUUUUAUGCAGUUCCCUGGAAGCACUGGCGACAUUUCUUUGAACCACAACUGCUGGAACAGACGUUGGCACACACAAAGGAUUCAAUUUUGGUGCACGUUUGGAACAAACACUCCAAGCAGCAAGCAAUUAAAGUCGGCUCGAGUACCGCCUAUGGCAAGUAUGCGGAACAGCACUGUCCACGAUCGUAUGCGGCAGCGGGAGAAUACUUCUAACAUGUCAAUGAUUCAAUCUAUAGUUCAACAUAUCAAAGAUCAAGCAAUGAGCAAGUAUGGGAAAGAAAAAUUCGAAUAGGUUCAAUUGUUGUUUGCUAGAAACGCACACUCCAAAAAAACAAAAAAAAAAAAUGAAAAGAAAAAGACUUGCUUAAAGCCAUCAUACUCUUUUUUGCUCAUUUCAAUAUUAUCCGGGUAUAGUAAUACAAAUACAAAUAAUACCCAGCCCUAAAAUAUAUAAAAUAUACUUUUUGAAAGCUGAGUAUAAAAUCAUUAACAAAAAACGCACAGUUAUUUAGCGCAGCUGUUAUUGUACAUUUUAAAAUUUUGUUGUAUGUAUGUAUUUUGAAUAUUACAUUUUUAAUUACUUUUUAUGUUCAAUUACCAAUUAAGAAUGCAAUAUACAAACAAAUAAUACUUUGAGGUGUGUGGACUAUAAGAAAUUAUCGAAUAAUAUUUGUAUUAUGUGUAUAAGAAUGAAUCUCCAACUUCGGCUAGCCUACGAUUGAGUACCCUUGCAAAUCAACUUUGAACAAUUAAUAUUAAUGUAUACAACCAAUUGGAAUUCUAGUCAUCUUAGUUGGAACAAUUACCUAAAAACAAAAUGUAGCCAAAAUUCUAAUGUCACUAUAUCAAGAAAGAGAGAGAGAGAGAGAGCAAGGAUAUUAACGUAUUUAUGACUGUCCCAUUAAAUGGAAUUUCAAAUGUUUACAUAUUUACAAUCUUGUGGAAAGAGUGCAAUAAUAUAUUAAUUAUAUAUGUAAUAAAUAUUAGUUCUCUAGUACUCAAUAUCAUAGCAUAGCAAUAUAAAAUGUAAAUCCUUUUUCUGUCCAACACUUAAAAUAGUUUUUCUAUGGAUGUAAACAUACCCUUUAUACAAUAUGGCAAAUUAAAUAUACAUGGAACUCUUAGAAAAA